Molecule: messenger RNA, 1441 nt
Organism: Thermothelomyces thermophilus ATCC 42464
Lineage: Eukaryota; Fungi; Ascomycota; Sordariomycetes; Sordariales; Chaetomiaceae
Exons: 7
Coding region: 126-1232 (368 amino acids)
Biological process (GO): cytoplasmic translation
Cellular component (GO): cytoplasm
Molecular function (GO): GTPase activity; GTP binding
Source: RefSeq, a predicted model, not a curated record
CACCAAAAUUCCCACUCCGAAGCUGUUCGAACAACCCAACACCAUCCAGGUCGGCCGUUUCCACGACCACCUCAGAGCGCAGAAAGGGCACUUCCCACAGGUAGAAUCAGCACAACACCGCAACCAUGGCGACCACAAUAGACAAGAUCAAAGAGAUCGAGGCCGAAAUGGCCCGGACUCAAAAGAACAAAGCCACAUCAUACCAUCUCGGCCAGCUCAAAGCAAAACUCGCCAAGCUCAAACGUGAACUCCUCACCCCGUCGGGCGGCGGCGGCGGCGGCGGCGGCGUGGGCUUCGACGUUGCACGCACCGGCGUCGCCAGUAUCGGCUUCAUUGGCUUCCCCUCCGUGGGCAAGAGCACCUUGAUGAGCCUGCUGACGGGACAGCACUCCGAGGCUGCCGCAUACGAGUUCACGACGCUCACCAGCGUGCCCGGCCAGGUAGUCUACAACGGCGCGCCGCUACAAAUCAUCGACCUGCCCGGUAUCAUCGAGGGUGCCAAGGACGGCCGCGGUCGCGGCCGGCAGGUGAUUGCGGUCGCCAAGACCUGUCACUUGAUCUUCAUCGUGCUCGACGUGAAUAAGCCGCUCCACGACAAGAGGAUCAUCGAGAACGAACUGGAGGGGUUUGGGAUCCGGCUCAACAAGCAGCCGCCCAACAUCACGUUCAGGAAGAAGGACAAGGGCGGGCUCAACAUCAGCAGCACGGUGCCCCUGACGCAUAUUGAUCAUGACGAGAUCAGGGCGGUGAUGAGCGAGUACAAGAUCAGCUCCGCGGAUAUCUCCAUCCGUUGCGAUGCCACCAUCGACGAUUUGAUCGACGUGCUCGAGGCAAAGAGUCGAAGUUACAUCCCGGCCAUCUACGUGCUCAACAAGAUUGACAGCAUCAGCAUCGAGGAGCUCGACCUGCUCUACCGCAUUCCAAAUUCGGUACCCAUCAGCUCGGAGCACGGGUGGAACAUUGACGAGCUGCUGGAGGUCAUGUGGGAAAAACUCAAUCUCGUCCGGGUAUAUACCAAGCCCAAAGGCAAAAUGCCAGACUACUCGGCGCCCGUCGUGCUGCGCGCGAACAAGUGCACGGUAGAAGACUUUUGUAACCAAAUCCACAAGAGCAUCGUUGAGCAGUUCAAGGUAGCCAUUGUCUAUGGCAAGUCGGUCAAGCACCAGCCGCAGCGAGUCGGCCUCGCUCAUGAGCUGGCGGACGAGGACGUCGUCACAAUCAUCAAGCGUUAAAGCGUCUGUCCGAACGGAAUUGCCGCCGGUCGGUCCGUCGGGAACACCAACUCGGAUUCGCCGCAUGACCGGCCAUGGUUAAUCUGCACGGCGUCGUGCCCCUUUUGUUCAGGGAUCGAGCGAGCCAUGUUGACGGAAACCCAUUGGAGCAGUGUGAGCGGUGGCUGACGCUCUCCUUUCCCUGUCUGGUCCAAGAAGACUAGUUCCUU